Malassezia japonica is the source of this 237-nucleotide messenger RNA. RefSeq lists its product as uncharacterized. Gene Ontology annotation, biological process: mitochondrial translation. Gene Ontology annotation, cellular component: mitochondrial small ribosomal subunit. Gene Ontology annotation, molecular function: structural constituent of ribosome. The transcript is spliced from 2 exons. NCBI's taxonomy places the organism in Eukaryota, Fungi, Basidiomycota, Malasseziomycetes, Malasseziales, Malasseziaceae. The record is from RefSeq and is a predicted model, not a curated record. The coding region runs from base 1 to 237 and encodes 78 amino acids.
AUGAAGGUGGACAAGCUGAAGGUGCGCCCUAAGAAGAUUGCGGCGCAGGCGCCGUGUGCGGCAGAGUUCGCCUCGGUGCUUGCCUGCUGGGCCAGCUCGAACGAUAUCCGGUCGCAGUCGACGUGCCAAGAGCCGACGCGCGCGCUCCGCGAAUGCAUGGCUACCAGGCGCCCCGCUGUCAACCGCAGCAAGCCGACGAUCAACUACCAUCUUGCGCGCUUCUCGAAGCGCGUGUAA